This is a messenger RNA of Paramecium sonneborni, 1791 nucleotides long. NCBI's taxonomy places the organism in Eukaryota, Ciliophora, Oligohymenophorea, Peniculida, Parameciidae. The record is from the annotation of a GenBank genome assembly.
AUGUUAUUAUUGUUAUUGUUAUUAAAAUGUAUAGAAUGUACAAUAAAAGAACCAGAGAGUGUACAAAAGGUUAGACUUAGAUAAAGCUGCUAAUCAAGAUAGACAGGAUACUUCUGGAAUGGAUAACAAUGUUUACAAUGCAAGUCACCAAAUUGUUAAUGUUUGAGUUAAGGCGGAUGUACAUCUUGCAAUGAUAACUAUUAUUAUGACAAAGAAGAUACAAAUUGUAAGCCUUGUCCUAAAGGCUGUUAAAAUUGUUGCAAGAAUCCAUUAUUGACACAGUAUGUAUGUAUUUUAUGUGUUUCUGGCUACAGAAAUAUAAAUGGUGUUUGUGUGUAUAUGGGUAAAUGUGCAAUGAUUUCAAUGCAUGGAAGAUGUAUUGAAUGUGAUUAAGGUUAUUAUGUGGAUUUUGAAUUUAUUUGUAGAAAAUGUGGGGAUGGAUGUGAAGAUUGUUCAAAUUUAGCAUUUUGUAAUAAAUGUUCUGAUGGUUAUCAUCUAGUGAAUUAAUAGUAAAGUUUAGUUUGUAAAGUUUGUAAUGUAGAUGGAUGUAAGCAUUGUAAAAAUGAUAUAUGUAUUGAAUGUAAAAUGGGAUAUUAUAAAGAUGGAGUUAAUUCAUGUGGUAAAUGCUUGACUGAUUGUGACACUUGCUAAAAUGGUAAUUAGUGUUAAGUUUGUAAUUAUUAUUCAAUAGUUAAUGAAUAAAAAACAAAAUGUAAUAGAUGUUAGGAUUUAUUUCCAAAUUGUAUGGAUUGUAACACAUUAUUUAGAGAAGAUGAUUCAACAUAUUUUACAUGUGCAUAUUGUUUAAAUGGAUAUUAUUAUGAUGAGGAAUUAAAAAGUUGUGAAAAUUGUAUAAAAGAUGAAUAAAAUAUUUUAUAAAUAAGAAGAUGUGAAUCAUUGGAAAUGAUAACAUAAUGUUAACCAGGAUAUUUAUUACUAUAAGAUAGAUAUAUAGAUUUAGAGAGAGAAAUUCCAUAGAUGUUAAAGUAUACUUGUAUAAAGAAUAUUUAUAAUUGUGCUACAAUAAUAGAUUAGAAUGGAUAUUGUAAUACUUGUUUAUUGGGUUAUAUUUUAUUCAAAGAGAAUUAGAUCGGUAAAUGUAUAACUUGCAAAGAUAAGGCUGAGAAUUGUAAAGAUUGUUAUAUUACUCCAAAUAAUAUAUUUUAAUGUAUUCAAUGUGAAACUGGUUAUUUUUUAUAAUUAGAUGGUAAGGAAUGUAAAAAAUGUGGAGAUAAUUGUAUUUAAUGUAAUGAUAAAGUAUUAUAAUGUGAUAUAUGUGAAGAUGGUUAUAUAUAAUAAAAUGGUGUAUGUGAAAGUUGUAAUGUUAAAAAUUGUAGAUAAUGUAAAGAAUAAAAUAAAUGUAUUACUUGUGAAGAUGGUUAUGGAGCUAUAAAUGGAGAAUGUAAAUAAUGUUAAUUUGGAUGUGUUGAAUGUAAUUUUGAUUAGUAAUUAUGCUAAAAAUGUUAAGAUAAUUACUUUUUAUAUAUGAAAUCUUGUGUACCAUAUCCAUCACAUUGUUUAGAAACAAGUGAUGAUGGAUUUUGUUAUUUAUGUGAAACUAUUAUAGAUUAUGAUAAUCAAUUAGAUAAAUUUAUAGAUGAAGGUACAUAGGCUCCUUAAUAUAAAGAAUCUAACAUUUCCAUAUUUUUUAAAAGUGUUAAUGGAUAUUGUUUAAAAUGUAGUGAUUAUGAUACUGGAUAGUAUUUUUGCCCAGAUUCAUGUUUAAGUACUAUCCAUUCAUUUGAAUCAAUUGUAAUGUUUUCAUGGUUAUUAUUCCACAUAAUUUAAUGA